This is a messenger RNA of Arabis nemorensis, 495 nucleotides long. The record is from the annotation of a GenBank genome assembly. NCBI's taxonomy places the organism in Eukaryota, Viridiplantae, Streptophyta, Magnoliopsida, Brassicales, Brassicaceae.
AUGAAGAUGUCUUACUCUUCUCAAACCCUAAUAUUCGUGGCUAUAGCUCUUGUCCUAGCUUUUGCAGUUCCUCUGAAAGCUCAAGACUCGCAACAAGACUACCUCGAUGAACACAACCGGGCUCGUGCCGCGGUUGGCGUGGCUCCACUAAAAUGGAAUGGGGUAUUGGCGGAAUACGCUCGACAAUAUGCUUUGAGCAGGAAAGGAGACUGUCGUCUCGUUCACUCAGGCGGGCCUUACGGUGAAAACUUGGCUUGGAGCAGUGGUGAUUUGUCGGGAGCUGACGCAGUGAGAUUGUGGGUUAACGAGAAGUCUGACUACUUCUAUGACUCGAACUCAUGUCGUCCUGGAAAAGUAUGUGGUCACUAUACUCAGGUUGUGUGGAAAAACACUGAGUGGGUUGGGUGUGCAAAACUCAAGUGUGACAAUGGUGGAACCUUCAUCAUUUGCAGUUAUCAUCGUCCUGGUAAUGUUAUUGGUAGUAGGCCUUUCUAA